UAACUCCUUUGUGACGUAAUUUCUAAGACUUCAAACCGGCUCCGUCGGAUGACGUUCUGCGUUGACGUCGCUCGCCGAUAUGACGGGACGGUCCCGUUAUUCCUCUCCGCGAGCGAUGGAGCGCACGAGGAAGACCGCGGUCCUCCACCGAAGCCGUUUAGCGCCGGAACACGCGGCGUGGAUGUGUUUUGUUUUCAUCCUGAACGCGUCCGCGGCGUGCGCCGUUCACCUGCGCCCGUGUAAAGAGGCGGACUACUACUUUCAGUACACGGAGUGUGACAGCACCGGGUCCAGAUGGAGGGUGGCCAUUCCUCUGAAUCCAGGAGAGUGUACUGAACUACCAGAACCUGUGCAGGGCGCCGACUGCACAUUCUCGUGCAAAGCGGGGGAGUUUCUGGAGAUGUCUGCUCAGGAGUGCACUCAGUGUGCGGCUGGCACUUACUCGCUGGGCAGCGGCCUGCGUUUGGAUGAGUGGGACGACAUCCCUCCUGGAUUCAGCAGCCUGGCGACCAGCCCUGAUAACACACGCAGCGGACAGAAUGUGUCCACCUGCAGCAGCGCAAAGUGGGUCGCUCAGGGCACGUAUCUGGAGUCUAGCAGAGAUGAGUGUACUGUGUCUCUGAUCUACACUGUACACUUGAAGAAGCCGGGGUCAGCGUCCUUUGAGUACCAGUAUGUGGAUAACAGCAUCUUCUUUGAGUUCUUUAUUCAGAACGACCAGUGUCAAGAGAUGGACCAGGAUUCAAAUAAAAAAUGGAUCAAAUUAACGACUCACGGAGAGUGGGGAACACACAGUGUGAAUCUGAAUUCUGGCACUAAUAUUCUGUAUUGGAGAACCACUAGAGUCACACUCGGCUCUAAAGCAGUCAAGCCUGUGCUCCUGAAGAACAUACGAAUUGAAGGUGUGGCGUAUACAUCGGAGUGUUUUCCAUGUAAGCCUGGGACGUUCAGUCGCACCCCAGGCUCGUCCUCCUGUGAGCCCUGUCCACGGGACACGUACUCCGGCCGAGGGGCCAGCUCCUGCACACCUUGUAACACAAAAACACACUACGCCUCAGAAGGCUCUGCCAUGUGCAAAAGUAGACCUCCAUGCUCAGAAAAAGACUACAUCCAGACGUACACCACCUGUGAUAAAGAUGGAAAGACUCAGGUCAUAUAUAAGUGGGUAGAACCUCAGAUUUGUUUGGCAUCUGCUGCUGGCGCAGUAACACUGCCCCCUUCCGGUCAGCGCCAGCCUUGUCCGCCCUGUAAUCCUGGUUUCUAUAACAACGACACUGCCACCUGUUCUCCCUGUCCACCCGGGACGUACUCCGAUGGGGUCAAAGCAUGCCGGCCCUGUCCAGCUGGCACAGAGCCUGUCCUCGGCUAUGAGUACAAGUGGUGGAACAUGCUGCCUGCCAACGUGAAGACAUCCUGCUUCAACGUGGCCAACAACAAUUGUGAUGGAUUGAAUGGUUGGGCGGUGGCGGGUGAUCACGUACAAUCAGGAGCAGGUCGAUCAGAUAACGAUUAUCUCAUAUUAACUCUCACUGUGCCUGGAUUCAAGUUGCCUGUGUCAGUUCGAGGAGCAUCCGGCGGUGAGUACGGCCGGAUCACUUUUGAGUUUGAAACCAGCUGCUCGGCUGACUGUGAGUUCUACUUCAUGACGGAUGUAAACAAAAGGAGCACAAAUGUCAUUGAAUCGUGGGAGGGGAGUAAAAGCAAACAGAGUUACACACACAUCAUGGCUGAAGACUCUCCUGUUGCGUUCACCUGGGCUUUUCAACGCACCAGUCAGGCUAGUGACGUGCGUCGGUAUGUAAACGACCUGGUGAAGAUUUACUCUGUGACUGUCACUAAUGCCAUGGACGGGGUGGCAUCAGCGUGUCGGCCGUGUGCCCUGCAGUCUCAGCAGGCCGGCUCCUCCUGUGUGCCCUGUCCGGCUGGACACUACAUUGAUAAAGACACCAACCGGUGCCAGGAGUGCCCUCCUAACACCAUCCUGUCAGGGCAUCGCAUCUACGGCAAAGAAGCGUGCCAGCCGUGUGGGCCAGGCAGCAAAAGCAACAAGGAGCACAGCGUGUGUUUUAGUGACUGUUUGUUCACAUACACUGACCAGAAUCGGACACUUCGGUAUGACUUCAGUGCUCUGAACUCCGCUGGCUCUAUCAUGAACGGGCCCAGCUUCACUGCAAAAGGCACAAAGUAUUACCACCUCUUCAAUAUCAGCCUGUGUGGAGCUGAGGGUCACAAGGCUGCGGUCUGCAGAGAUAAUGUCACAAACCUGCCCAAUGAGGACGCUGAAGGCGGUCAGCUGGGCAGUUCAGUGGAGGCUUUUCUCUGUCAAUCAACAAUUAUUCCAUCUGAUGGGCGGGGCUUAAGAACAGCUCUUUCCUCUCAGUCUAUUAGCCUGGCUGACACUUUUCAGGGAGCCACAGUAGAGAAAACUCAACUUAACGGAAUAACCACCAGACCAGAACUAUUUCCAUCUGCAUCCGAGAGAAUCCCAGAUGUCCACUUCUUCUAUCGAUCUUCGCAGGUCACAACCUCGUGUCCGAGAGGCAGGAAUGCAGUGGUUUCACUGCGCUGUAACCCAGAGAAAACAAUGAGAGGAGACAUAUCUGUGCCCAGCGAGUGUCCUGCAGGGACCUGCGACGGCUGUACGUUCCACUUCCUGUGGGAGAGCUCUAGUUCCUGCCCGCGCUGCACCGCUGUCGACUACCACGCCAUUGAAGGAGCCUGUAAGGCAGGAGUGCAGGACACAGUGUUUGUGUGGACUGAACCUCGGCUGUGUACUGGAGGGCUGACUCUCCCGCUCACGAGAACGUCCUCAUGUGAGGCGAUUGAUUUCUGGCUGAAGGUGGGCGCUGGGCUUGGAGCGUUCUCUGCUGCUCUGCUCGUCUCUCUGACCUGCUACUUCUGGAAGAAGAACAAAAAGCUGGAGUAUAAGUAUUCCAAACUCGUGAUGUCGGCCAAUAAAGAGUGCGAGUUACCUGUGGCAGACAGCUGCGCCAUAAUGGAAGGAGAAGGAGAGGAGAAUGAGGAGGAAGAAGUGGUUUAUGCCAACAGGUCUUCUCUUCUGGCUAAGCUAAAGGCUAUUGCUACUAAGGGCAACAAGACGAGCGGAGAAGCUGUCCAACUGCAAUUCUCCAAUACAGAAAAGUCUGUGUGGGGAUAGAAGAGGGAUGCGGAAAAGAAAGGGAUGAAUGGAAGUCCCAUAUCACACGUAGUGGCCUUAAGAAAACAAGGGUACGGGUGCCCGAGGAAGGAAGAUUGGUUAAACAAACGAGCCUGCGACGCCUCAGGAACCCGGAUGGACUUGUUUUUACGAAUAUUCCUGUCGAGAUUUGUCACUAUGCAGUUGUGUAUGUGUAUCGUAAAUGCGUGAAAAUUCCCUCCCUCUCCAGUGCCUGGGCUUCUCUAGAAGCUUUUUGGAGCGACAGGCGCGACUUUACACGAGUCCUAGCUUGUCAGAGCGAAUGUAGCCAAGGGUCACACAAAUACACUCAGACGUUAAGCUUUACUGACAGACGCUUCCAAUCCCGGCUAAACAGCACUGGAAAGCCAUGUAAAGUGUUGUGUUCGAGUGCAGCCAAAAUAGACUGUUUUUCUUUCUUUCUUUUUUUUUUUUUAGUUAAGUAACCUAUUUGACUGUGACGGUGACAUUCCAAAUGAAAUACGACAUGAAUAAAGUCUAUGAAUAAAGAGAUUACAGCAAAGCAGGAGUCAUUUCUGUACAGCUAUUUUUAUGAUUUUUCGACAUACCUCUGUGUUAAUCUGGCUUACAGUAUCAAGACAAACACGGGAGAUUUCAGGAGAAAAGGAUUCCUUCAGAACUGUGACUGCAGACUGAGGUGAUGAAACAUUUGCAGUCUAAUUAAGGAACUUAAUGAACUGCCGGUGGGCUUUUUGUUCAUAAAAUUUUAAGAGCCAUCGACAUGAAAUCUGGGGAAAUGAUCUGCAGAGACCCGUAUUGAUUCUGGAUUGAGGUGUAAACCUGUGGUUUACUGUGCCGUUGGGAUGUAGUUGUUUUGUUCGGUCCACUACUACUCUGAAGUGUUAGAUAUACUGUAGGCAAUAUUAUUCACAUGAGUAAUUCAGUGAUUUUUCUCAUUCUGUGUGUGUGUGUGUGUGUGUGUUUGUGAAAUUAACUUGUAACUGUGUUCAACUGAUGUCAGUUCUUGAUAAAAUUUGUUUUGAUAUUGUGUAUAAUAAAUUAUCGUUUGCACUCUCAAA
Puntigrus tetrazona (Sumatra barb) is the source of this 4215-nucleotide messenger RNA. RefSeq names its product endosome-lysosome associated apoptosis and autophagy regulator family member 2a (gene elapor2a). The transcript is spliced from 22 exons. NCBI's taxonomy places the organism in Eukaryota, Metazoa, Chordata, Actinopteri, Cypriniformes, Cyprinidae. The coding region runs from base 80 to 3157 and encodes 1025 amino acids. Gene Ontology annotation, biological process: positive regulation of BMP signaling pathway. The record is from RefSeq and is a predicted model, not a curated record.